UCCUUAAAAACCCAUCAACUUCGACGACCGGACGUUAUAAUCUUUACCAAAUUCCCGAACAAGAAAACCCUAAUCUCUGUGAAAAACGAAGAAAAACCAGCGAGGAUGUCGUACGACGACGUGGAGAUUGAGGACAUGGAGUGGAACGACGAGCUCCAAGCUUUCACAUAUCCUUGUCCGUGCGGCGACCUGUUCCAAAUCACAAAGGAAGAUCUGAAGCUAGGCGAAGAGAUCGCUCGAUGCCCUAGCUGUUCCCUGUACAUCACUGUUAUUUAUAAUAUGGAAGAUUUCCUCGGAGAUUCCAAUAAACACGUUGAGCCUUCGAAACAACAGCCAAUUGCUGUCGCUUGAGAACCUCAAAAUUUAGGUUUUUUUUGUCCAAUUGAAGAUUAUGGUAUCAUAUUGUAAUACGUAGUGGUUCGAACUGGCUUAACUGCCUGAAAUUUUGAUGUAUUGAGAAAGAAGGAUUACUGGUGUUUGAAGUUUGUCCACUUUAGAAUUUAGAUUAUGAAUUUUAUUGGGAUUGCAAUAAAUUAUAGUACGUAAUUAUGUACUAUCUUUUCUGCUAUUUGAUUGCUUGUGCAGAGUUCAACAAUUAUGUGUUGAAGCUGCUCAUCUUGAGGUGCUGUAAAUUGGUGUACCUUUGUAGGAUUGAAGCUUUAACUUGUACGGUAGUAUUUUGUUACCUGAUGCCGUAAGUCGAAGCUGUAGCAAUGGUAAUUGUAAUUGUGUUUUGCCCAUGAA
Molecule: messenger RNA, 744 nt
Organism: Nicotiana tabacum (common tobacco)
Lineage: Eukaryota; Viridiplantae; Streptophyta; Magnoliopsida; Solanales; Solanaceae
Source: RefSeq, a predicted model, not a curated record